Messenger RNA from Wyeomyia smithii (pitcher-plant mosquito), 1865 nucleotides. Its product is annotated as probable serine/threonine-protein kinase kinX. The coding region runs from base 66 to 1511 and encodes 481 amino acids. Lineage: Eukaryota; Metazoa; Arthropoda; Insecta; Diptera; Culicidae. The record is from RefSeq and is a predicted model, not a curated record. The transcript is spliced from 5 exons.
UUCGAUCUCAACAAGUGUGUAACGAAACUAGGAUUUGUAAUUGUUUGAAGGCGACAAAGUGCAGAAUGCGAAUGUUUAUCAUACCCUGCUGCCUAGCGUUGCUGGCAGCACUGGCAGCUGCCGAAACUAGCACUGCUAAGGCGCAAACACAGAAACGAACUACCACCGUAGAGCAGUCACCCGCAAAGCAGCAUGGAAAACGGGAGCUACCAAACGCCGAAUGGAAUCCGGCUCCACAGUAUGAGGAGGAAGGCUCGACCGGACACGACUAUCACAGCUACCAACCGCAGUACCAUGCCGAAGCUCUCACUCACAGCCAGCAAGUGCCGGCAGAUGACUAUCAACCGCAGGCUCAACAUCACGAGAUACAGUUCCAUGAGUAUCAGGCUCAGGCUCAGCACUACCAGCCCCAAACUCACAGCUACCAUCAUGAGCCGCAAACUCACAGCUACCAUCAUGAGGAACCAAUCAAGACGAUAACAAUCGAAAAGAAAGUUCCGGUGCCAUACACGGUAGAAAAACACGUCCCGUAUACGGUAGAAAAGAAGGUUCCAUACCAUGUGCAGGUGCCAAUUCCCAGUCCUUAUGUUGUUGAGCAAAAAGUUCCAUACACCGUCAAAGAGUAUGUCAAAUACAACAAAUAUAUCCCAGAGCCCUACACGGUAUAUAAGAAGGUUCCCUAUGAAGUGAAGGUCCCAGUUGACAAGCCUUACAAGGUUGAAGUUCCUGUGCCAAAACCGUACUAUGUUGAGAAAAAGGUACCAUACGAAGUGAAGGUUCCGUACCCAGUUCCGUACACCGUCGAGAAGAAGAUCCCAUACGAAGUAAAGUAUGAAGUUCCGGUGCCCAAGCCAUACACCGUGGUACGAAAGGUCCCCUAUGAAGUGAAGGUCCCAGUCGACAAACCAUACAAGGUUGAAAUUGCGAAGCCCUAUGCUGUUGAGUUCAAAAAACCAUAUCCAGUGUUCGUGGAAAAGAAGGUCCCUUACGAAGUCAAGGUCCCGGUUGAUAAACCAUACCACGUUGAGGUCCCCAGGCCGUACAAGGUUGAAGUUAAGGUGCCUGUACCAACCCCAUACACUGUCGAGAAGAAAUUCCCCUACACCGUCGAAAAGGCCGUACCCUACCAUGUGAAGGUUGAGAUCGAUCGUCCAGUGCCAGUGUACAAGGAGGUUAAGUUCGCUGUCACCAAGGAGGUCCCAGUGCCAGUCAAGGAGAAAGUAUACGUGCCAGUUCCUGUCCAGCCGGAACAUCAUCAGCACCACGAAGAACCGCAAUAUCUGCACCAGCAGACGCAGCAACACGAACAGCAUGCCCUACCUGAACCUCAGCAGCUGCAGCAACAACAACACCAUCCGCAGCAGCAGCAGCAGCAGCAGCAACAGCUUGCUCAAAGCCACGAUCAGCUGCACUUCCAGCAAGAGCAGCUGCAGCAUCUGCAGCAACAGCAUGAACAGCAUCAGCAACAUCAGCAGCAGCAACAGCAGCAGCAUCAUUAUGCUCAACACUAGGACUUUAGCCAAUACUGGCUCGCUGGCUUUGACCUGCAUAAACAGAGAUUUUCCUGCUUUGUGAUAGUAAUAGAUAAUCCAACGGUAGCUUAGUCGUUAAGUCACGAACGAAAAUGCUCGCUUAAAGCAGCCGCUCGCGCUCGCGCCAAAAAUCGAGAAUGCCUGAAAACGCUGAAACUUUAAGGAGGAUCUUGUUUUUCGCCCUUGGUCUUCGCCAGUUAGCGCAGAUGUUCUUAAAGUUCAGCCUUUUCUAGUCCAAUAAAAGAAAAUGCCACUUUGCUACGUUUGCCCAAACGAAGCUCUUGUUCGCGUUGUUGUGUAGUUAUGUAAUUUGAUUGAAAUACAUUGAUUUGU